Aedes albopictus (Asian tiger mosquito) is the source of this 1042-nucleotide messenger RNA. RefSeq names its product calcium load-activated calcium channel. The coding region runs from base 171 to 722 and encodes 183 amino acids. Gene Ontology annotation, cellular component: endoplasmic reticulum membrane; endoplasmic reticulum; cytoplasm. NCBI's taxonomy places the organism in Eukaryota, Metazoa, Arthropoda, Insecta, Diptera, Culicidae. The record is from RefSeq and is a predicted model, not a curated record. Gene Ontology annotation, biological process: endoplasmic reticulum calcium ion homeostasis. Gene Ontology annotation, molecular function: calcium channel activity. The transcript is spliced from 4 exons.
GUGAAAUCGUGCCGUCCGUCAGUGCGAAAAAUCAUCUGCCGAACUUCUCCGACGGACGACCCGCCAGUCAGAUUCAUUAGGAAAAGGUUUUGAUUAGGGGCAAAUUUUUGGAUUUGCUACCGGAUUAUUAAUUAGAUUAUCAUCGGAAAAAAGUUUCCGCACCAGGAAUAAUGUGGUCCGACACGCUACUGAUUGUCUUCAUAUCCGUUUGCACGGCAUUUCUCGGUGAAGGAUUAACCUGGUUGAUGGUCUACCGGACAGAAAAGUACCAGAAGCUGAAGGGCGAAGUCGAGAAGCAGAGCAAGAAAUUGGAAAAGCGUAAGGAAACUCACGGCGAUUCGCUGGACAAGUCGCACAAGAAAAAAAUCGAGAGGGAUGAGGAAAAACUCAAGAACAACAACCGGGAUCUGUCGCUGGUCAAGAUGAAAUCGAUGUUUGCCACGGGGUUUGCCUUCACGGCUUUGCUCAGUAUGUUCAAUAGCAUCUUUGACGGUCGUAUAGUGGCUCGGUUGCCAUUCACGCCCAUCUCCUGGAUCCAGGGACUGAGCCAUCGCAACCUGCCCGGGGACGACUACACCGAGUGCUCCUUUAUCUUCCUGUACAUCCUGUGUACCAUGUCCAUUCGCCAAAACAUCCAAAAGUUGCUGGGAUUCGCACCGUCGCGGGCGGCUAGCAAGCAAGCCGGUGGACUGUUUGGACCUACGCCAGGCCAGUUCAAGUAGGGCCAUAGUAGUCGAAGGCAAUGCUAUUAUUUGGUUUGAGUUUGUUAAGAGAUGAGAGGCACAGAUCUAAUGCCUAUUUAGAAGAUUCACAUUGUGAGAAAAACUUUUUUUCUUAGGCCAAACAACACAUCAACCUAUUAUUUAUUAGACAAGAUGAAGUUUCUUUCUCCUAAUUGGUGUUUUCGGAGGCAUGCUCAAUCAUCGGAAGUUAACAAUCAUUCUCAUUUUCAAAUGAAAUUGUGCCACCAUAAGGCGGUAAUGUACAUUUUAAGACGUAGCAGUGCAAGUAAAAUAGAUUGAAAGUAAAUCGUUUGAACGUA